Messenger RNA from Dromaius novaehollandiae (emu), 2797 nucleotides. RefSeq names its product homeobox A11 (gene HOXA11). The record is from RefSeq and is a predicted model, not a curated record. Bases 148 to 1041 code for a protein of 297 amino acids. Gene Ontology annotation, biological process: anatomical structure development; regulation of transcription by RNA polymerase II. Gene Ontology annotation, cellular component: nucleus. Gene Ontology annotation, molecular function: RNA polymerase II cis-regulatory region sequence-specific DNA binding; DNA-binding transcription factor activity, RNA polymerase II-specific. The transcript is spliced from 2 exons. NCBI's taxonomy places the organism in Eukaryota, Metazoa, Chordata, Aves, Casuariiformes, Dromaiidae.
CCAGCACCUCCCUGCUAAGGAUGGGGAUAGCUUUCCACGUCAGCUUACGUCUCCAAAUUUCUUACUUCACGGAUCCGCUUCAAAGAGGCAGCUGCAUUAGAGAAUCAUGUUAAGCUCAGCUAAUGCGGAGAGCCCGAGGUAGCCCUAAUGAUGGAUUUUGAUGAGCGUGUUCCUUGUUCCUCUAACAUGUAUUUGCCAAGUUGUACUUACUACGUCUCGGGUCCUGAUUUUUCCAGCCUCCCUUCUUUUUUGCCCCAGACCCCGUCUUCUCGCCCUAUGACAUACUCCUACUCUUCCAACCUACCCCAGGUCCAACCUGUGAGAGAAGUUACCUUCAGGGAAUAUGCCAUUGAUCCCUCCAGUAAAUGGCACCCCAGGAACAAUCUGCCCCACUGCUACUCCGCAGAGGAGAUCAUGCACAGAGACUGCUUGCCUUCCACCAACACUGCUAGCAUGGGCGAGAUGUUCGGCAAAAACACAGCUAACGUCUACCACCCCAGCACCAACGUCUCCUCCAAUUUCUAUAGCACGGUGGGCAGGAACGGGGUCCUGCCCCAGGCUUUCGACCAGUUUUUCGAGACGGCUUAUGGCACCACGGAAAACCUGGCCGCGGCGGACUAUGCGGGAGACAAGAGUGGCGAGAAGGCGCCCGCGGCCGCCGGGGCGGCGGCGGCAACUUCAAGUUCGGAGGGCGGCUGCGGCAGGGCGGCGGCGGCGGCGGCGGAGAAGGAGAGGCGGAGGCGGCCGGAGAGCAGCAGCAGCCCCGAGUCAUCUUCCGGCAACAAUGAGGAGAAAUCCGGCAGCUCCAGUGGACAACGCACCCGUAAAAAGAGAUGCCCCUACACCAAAUACCAGAUUAGAGAGCUGGAGAGGGAAUUCUUCUUCAGCGUCUACAUAAACAAAGAGAAGCGCCUGCAGCUCUCCCGAAUGCUCAAUCUGACCGACCGCCAAGUAAAAAUAUGGUUUCAAAACAGAAGAAUGAAAGAAAAAAAAAUUAACAGGGACCGAUUACAAUAUUACUCAGCUAAUCCACUACUUUAAAACUCAUAGCGUUUUUCAAGACGAGAUUAAAUUCAGAUUUCGCCCUUGACAAGGUCAAGCCACGGGGUUACAUGGAGGAAGGCAGUGUGUAUCUGACGGGACUAGAAGAAUCCAAGGUUUUACAUAAAUGUAAAUCUACUCUGGACCUUUAAUGAUUUUGUUUUAUAUAUUUGCAUAUCAACUGGAAUCGAUUUGAUUUUGACACACAUGGCAUCCAUUUCUAACGUGCACGUCACCUCUGAGUGCAAAACCCAUACCUCUUACCUUUGCAAGCACUGCGGUUCACCCUGCUAAGGCUUUCGGGAGUCACGAGUGGGGACGGCACCUCUGUGUACACUGACUAGCCGGGGUCUGUCUGUCUGUCUGUCCCUCUCCCCGGGUUUGCUGUGGAACAUGCGUAUGGAGAUUUCCCAUGUCGAGCUGACGUAACGAGGACCACUGCAGAAUACAAACUUUGAGAAAUAAUCUUUUGUCCUUCCUAGAGGAAAAUGUCUGUGUUAGUGGCAGUGCUCCCUUAACCAUUGUUUUGAAAGGAGAAUUAAAGGGGGGGAAAGAGAAUGAAAGAGGGGAAAAUGACAUUCCUACACCUUCAUGAGGCCAAUCACGAGCAGUUGUAAUAUGGAUGUAGUGAUGGGUAUAAUCGCGUUUCCUUGGGGGUAGGGGUGGUAAGGAGCGGGUAGGGUAAGGAAGGAGAAGUAAAGUAAAGACUUAAUUAUUUACUUUAAGAAUAUCAGGUAUAAAUUUGCCAUAUAUCGUAAAGAAACAAUCACUGAAAAGAAAAAGCAAAGAUUUAGCAAAUUUUAAUUAGCUCACGUUUUAUUUAUGACAACUGACUAUGUGUUGCCAUCUUUUUGGAGACAAAUCAUAUAUAAAUGCUAAAAAUAAAAUGGCAAAAAUGUGUGAAUUUCAGUGUUUUAAGAGAAACAAAUACAUAAAGGAAACUAACUUUCUGGCUUCUGGCUCACAAACUUUCUUCAGGAAAUACCUGUGGAGAACGACAGUUUGGCAAAUACCACACAACACCUAAUUGAAACUUGGAGUUGUGCAAUGCACUAACAUCAGAUCAUUAAAAUAACUGAAUCGCAUGUUUUUUAGAAGGUGACUAGUGAGGAGUUUAAUCAGAAGCCAAACAAUGUAAAUAUGGUAAUUUUGUUGUUGUCUACUUUAAAUGUCACAAACUCUACUUUGUCGCUCAGUCGACAUAUGCAAAGAAUGGAGAGUUGUUUGGAGUUAUUUUAAAUAUCUAUAAAUAUAUAUAUUUCCCUGCAGGAACCAAAGCGUGAAAAAAAUGCAAUUUAAAAAGAAAAAGAAAAAAAAGGAAAAUAUUUAAAAUUCUAUAUCAGUUUACAAAGGAUACCGUGUUCUAUCGUUAAGGUAAUUUGCUGUUGAGAAUAUCUGAAUGUAUAUUUCAUACAUGAGCGGUGUUUUACAAGACUUGUAAAUAAUAAAAAAAAGAACCCAUGACCUAUUUUGUUCAAUUUUUUUUUCAUAUUUUUUUCCUUUGAGGCUAGAGGGUGUGGGAUUUCUUUAUAUGUGCAACAACGUGGUGAUAAGAAUGUUUUUUGAACAAUAAAUUUACCAAAUGGAUAUAAUUUCUUUGACACAGUUCACAAAAGACAAUAUCUUUAUAUGACAUCACUGUUUUCAAUAUGUAUCAUCUAUAUGUAUAUACAGUUUUCUUUUAAUAUGCGAAAGUAUUUGGUUGCAUGUAUACAGUGGAACAGCGCACAAGGAAAAUAAAAAAAUGGAAACUUUA